CUUAACUCUGAUCUCAUAGUUCUCUUCUACAGCGGCAUCACCAAGAUGCGCCAGGACAGUGAGCAUGCCAGGCCAACAGAAACACAUCGCUUCAUCCUUGGUUUGCGUGAUGCUGGCAAGCUGGUUCGGGACUAUACCCAGAACAUCGACUGUCUUGAAGAAAAGGUUGGCCUCUCCACCGAUUUGCACAAGGGGGCUGGGAAUCGAUCGUACAGAGGCGUCGAUUGUGUUCUCCAUGAAUCUCUCCGCCGUUUGCGAUGCUCCAAGUGUUCUGGCACGCAUAGCCGGGACGAGUGUAGUCAAGAAACCGAGACUCUGGCGGGACAGGGGCCACCAUGUCCCGGCUAUGCCAACAUAUCCGACGCCAAAACGACAGCAAAGAAACGUACAACUACAAUCGGAACGCUUCGACCCGACGUCGUGCCUUACGAUGAACUGGACCCGCGGGCUGACUCCAUCUCCGCCAUCGCACGGCGUGAUCUGUUGCUGCGCCCAGAUGUCCUUCUUAUUCUGGGCACGAGCCUUACAACACACGGGGUCAAGCGCCUAGUGAAGGACUUUGCGAAGGUCAUUCACAAACGGGCUGGAAAAGUGGUGUUUGUGACCUCAUAGAACCAGCUGAGAGCUGGGACGGCGUAAUCGAUUAUUGGGUCGACUGGGACUGCGACGCCUGGGUACGAGAUUUGAUGGACCGCCAGUCGGAAUUAAGCUCACCAACAGGCUUGAUAGACUUAACUGGAGAGGGCGAGCACAGGAGGUCAUGGCUUCUUGUGGGUGUGAUAGGAGGCAAGGGAGCAGCCAGGAUAACCCGAUCGACCUCACGCUUAGCUAGAUAAACCAUCAACGCGAACAUCGAGC
Lasiosphaeria miniovina is the source of this 858-nucleotide messenger RNA. Its product is annotated as DHS-like NAD/FAD-binding domain-containing protein. Gene Ontology annotation, molecular function: NAD+ binding; histone deacetylase activity, NAD-dependent. Gene Ontology annotation, cellular component: mating-type region heterochromatin; nucleus. The coding region runs from base 46 to 612 and encodes 188 amino acids. NCBI's taxonomy places the organism in Eukaryota, Fungi, Ascomycota, Sordariomycetes, Sordariales, Lasiosphaeriaceae. Gene Ontology annotation, biological process: regulation of DNA repair; replication-born double-strand break repair via sister chromatid exchange; pericentric heterochromatin formation. The transcript has 2 exons. The record is from RefSeq and is a predicted model, not a curated record.